AUGGAAUUUUGCUCGCCGCAACCGGAAUACACGGAAUUGAGCGGCGUGGGCAGUGUGAAUGGCAAGAACACCUCACGCUUGCUUGCGGCGCUCCACAAUCGCGUCGUUUCGGCGACCGGGGCAUCCUCGGGCGCCAAUGGCCUCAACAGUCGUGACGGGACGCUGGACACUGUGCUUGACGACCAUUUGAUUCCUUCACCUCCGCUGUCGCCUAAAUUGGGUGCUUUGAGCGGGAGUACUGGCGUGAGGCCUUUGUACCAUGUCGUGAACCCCAAUCCGGAACCCAGCGUUCUAUGGGUACGGCCCAGUUGGGCACUUGGACCAGCGACCCCGGGACACGUUUACAGAAGUGCGACUAGCAGGUUUUUGUCUCAGUACAGGUUUUGGGAUGCGGCCAAAUCCAAGCGGGUAAUGAAGAAUCACAGCAACGAUCGUGUAACGCGAAGAGGACGCUUGAAUCUGCGCAGUAAGGAUCACCUCUCCAACGUACCAGCUUCCGAGCGUGUGUCGCGGACAAGGAAUGGGGGCUACAAAUUUACAAGAAGCGAAGACGAUGACGAAGAUUACGAUUCUAGGUCAGACGCCAUUGGUGGCCUUUCACGUCCUUCUACACCUUUGAAUCGACGUGUACGCAAGAGAAAUCCCGUUUUUUCGCCGUUGGCAUCUGCUGGAGCAGUGAACACUGCUCCCAACAUGAGCUGGGAAAAAUUGGUCGACUACUCUCCCUCAUUGAGCACAUUACCAGAUAAUAGCAAAUGUUUGAAAGUCGAUUGGAAGGGCUCUUCUAUGGACUUGUCUGAUGACCCCUUGCGUGACAAGCUACAUCCUGCGGAACUGGUUUUAGCACAAACGCUGCGACUUCCUUGUGAUCUUUAUCUGGAUUCAAAGAGAAGAUUAUUUUUGGAAAAAGUGCACAGGCUAAAGCAAGAUCUGCCGUUUAGGAGGACCGAUGCUCAGAAGGCGUGUCGCAUAGAUGUGAACAAAGCAUCACGGCUUUUUGCUGCUUAUGAACGCAUCGGCUGGUUACAGGACAAAAACUUUACUAAAUUUUUAUAA
Lachancea mirantina is the source of this 1056-nucleotide messenger RNA. NCBI's taxonomy places the organism in Eukaryota, Fungi, Ascomycota, Saccharomycetes, Saccharomycetales, Saccharomycetaceae. The record is from the annotation of a GenBank genome assembly.